AUGUCUUUCCUCGCACGUACUAUUUCUCGCCUCUUUGGGGCCUCAGCUGCCAGCACCACCUCCAUCUCGACUCCCAUCACGACUCCCGCGACCCCCACCACGACCCCCGCUACUUGGCCCACCCUCGCCUCGAGCUGUUUCGAUGAAGACUUCUUCACCUUUGCGCACGACCAACACCAGACGAAGACCAUCACCACCCUCGAAGACGAAGUAGAUCUCGGUAUGUCGUUUGUGCUCCUUUCCGACCACUUCGAGAAGCUCGCCUCUUUCGACAACGACGAGGUCCGCCAGAUGGGCGACUUCGCCAGCCUCGCCUAUCUCGACCGCCAGGCCAACGUCGAUGCUGGCGCCACCACCUACGACGUGACCGCCUUUGCCACCGCGAUCUCGUCGGGCUACGUGAGGACCCAGGGCCGCGACGUGGUCCUCACCUACAAGGGCACCGACACAGCCACCGACUUCAUGACCGACUUCAACGCCUGGCCCGUGUACAACAAGGAACUCCUGCCCGAGGGGUUCAUCCAUCGCGGGUUCCUUCUCGCCUUCCAGAGCUCGUGGCCCCAGGUUGAGGCCGCCCUCAACCGCCACGCCGCGAGCCAAGGCCUUGGCGUAGCCGAGCUCAACUUCACCGUGUGCGGCCACAGCCUCGGCGCGGCGCAGGCCACCCUGGCCGCGCUUCAGCUGGCCCACCUCGUGGCCUCGGUCGAGCAGGUUCGGCUCCUCACGUUCGGCUCGCCGCGCGUGUUCUCGUGGGCGGGGGCCGCCUACUUUGAGCGCCUUGGCCUGGGAGCGCGCACGCUUCGUGUGGCCGAGAAUGGAGCCGACCCGGUGACGAUGGUCAAUCUCGGAAGCCUUGGUUUCAAGCACGUCGGGUUGAAUCUGCGCGUCGAGAAGCCCGCCGCAGCCUGGCCCCAUCUUAUGGAGGGUUACAUGGCUGGCUUCUUGGCCCUCACGACUUCGACCUUUGUGCCGUCCUUCCCCCUGGGCUCCCGUCGCGCCCUCCUCCGCCUUCUCCGACUCCAUUAA
Messenger RNA from Acanthamoeba castellanii str. Neff, 1026 nucleotides. RefSeq names its product lipase. Lineage: Eukaryota; Discosea; Longamoebia; Acanthamoebidae. The record is from RefSeq and is a predicted model, not a curated record. Bases 1 to 1026 code for a protein of 341 amino acids. Gene Ontology annotation, biological process: lipid metabolic process. The transcript has a single exon.